CUCGAACCCUCCUCCAGAUCAAAUUGGUCCAAUCCAGUCCACAGUUACUUCCUCUCCAUACCCAAUCGAAAACAUACAAGUCGCCUCACCUCCGCGACCUUCACAAAAACGCGCCUGCCCUUUACACUAUUCGCGCAACAAUGUCAACCAUUAGCCUUACAGACCUGCAAUACAUCUCCCGCGAAACCCUCGCCCAGAAAUUCUCCUCCACCCAAUCCCUUCCCUCCAACACAGCCAUAAUCGACGUCCGCGACAGCGACCACAUCGGCGGCCACAUUCGUGGAAGCACAUGGAUACCCAGCUCACAGCUGGACUACAAAGUGCCCGAGCUAGUACGCACACUGAAGGAUAAAGAAGUCGUCAUAUUCCACUGCGCGUUGAGUCAGCAAAGGGGACCGAGCGCGGCGUUGAGGUAUUUGAGGGAGAAGGAGAGGUUGAAGCCGGGGACGGGGGUUGAGUCGAAGGGGGAGGUCAGGGAGGAGGGGGUGGGGAAGAUUGAGGAAGGGAAGGAGGAGGUGGAGGAGAAGGGCGCCUCUGCGGAGCGGCAGAGGGUUUAUGUGCUGAAUGGUGGGUUUACGGAGUGGCAGGAGAAGUAUGGGGAGGAUAGCAAACUGACGGAGGGGUAUCAGAAGGAUAUUUGGGAGUUUGGGUAUUGAGUGGUUUGAGAAGGGUGCGCGUGUACGAGAUGUCUGGGAUCUUAUGGAGCGCUCGGGAGCAGCACAAGGUGGGACUGAAGUGGUGUUAGACGCCUCUUGACACAAAGAGCCAGAAUGCUCAGGGGUGCGCUGCGGGCCGUCACGGUAUCCUCGUCCUGAGGCACAGGCAUUAAAGCCAUUUUAUCACGCUCUGCGAGAGACUAGCAUUGGAAGAAAGGAAAAUUACCAGCAGCAUAUGCGGGCGAAAUUUCGAAGUGAAAUACUUGUUAAAUUCAUAGCAGUAC
Macroventuria anomochaeta is the source of this 940-nucleotide messenger RNA. Its product is annotated as Rhodanese-like protein. The transcript has a single exon. Gene Ontology annotation, cellular component: cytoplasm; nucleus. NCBI's taxonomy places the organism in Eukaryota, Fungi, Ascomycota, Dothideomycetes, Pleosporales, Didymellaceae. The coding region runs from base 141 to 656 and encodes 171 amino acids. The record is from RefSeq and is a predicted model, not a curated record. Gene Ontology annotation, molecular function: protein tyrosine phosphatase activity.